Messenger RNA from Ilyonectria robusta, 399 nucleotides. RefSeq lists its product as uncharacterized. The transcript has 3 exons. Bases 1 to 399 code for a protein of 132 amino acids. The record is from RefSeq and is a predicted model, not a curated record. NCBI's taxonomy places the organism in Eukaryota, Fungi, Ascomycota, Sordariomycetes, Hypocreales, Nectriaceae.
AUGAAGUUCUCUCUCCUCACUUUCACCCUUCAAGCGAGCUGUCUUCAGCACCACUCUUACAACGACCUCUCAAUCAGUGGAGGAGUGGCUGGGAAUGCCCAACAAGAGGCCCUGCAGAAGCUGGGUGGCUUGCCCAACGAUCUCACGACCGUCGAGGAGUCCGACUUGGAUUUCCUCAACAGUGUGAACCAGAUUGCCAACGACGCAGAGACUGACGCAUUCAACGUCGCCAUUGAUGCAGCUGAUGGAGAAAGGCCGAUGCUCUCCAGGCGCAGGGCCAGGAUGUGUCCGAAGAAGCUCGCCACAGAGCAGCAGAAGCUCCAGAACAACAUUGCGCAGGAUGAGGAGGCAGCUGGUCUGGCCUCAACCUUCCUCUCAUUUGAUGCCACCACCGACUAG